AUGCCCUCUGAAUUGUACGACAUCAAAGCUUCCUCCGUUGACGAGUUGAUUAACAGACUAAUUACCAAUUUGGUCAAUAUCAAAGACCACACCGGCCAGUUUUUAAUGACUAUUCCUGAUGGGAGAGUUAUUGACACCAAGGGUUGGAUCACUGGUUGGGAAUGGACACACGGUAUUGGCUUGUAUGGCAUGUGGCAUUACUACCAACAAACUGAUAACAAGGCGAUCUUGAAGCAUAUUGAAGAUUGGUUCCAGGCCCAAAUGUUUGGUCCUGACGGAUCUACUUCUAAAAAUAUUAAUACCAUUGCUGUAUUCCUAUCGUUAGCCUACGUCUACGAGAAACACGGUAAUGAAAAGUAUAAGCCAUACUUGGACUCUUGGGCUGAAUGGGCUAUGUACGAUUUACCACGUACCGAAUGUGGAGGAAUGCAACAUGCCACCUAUCUGACUGACAAUUACCAGCAAAUGUGGGACGAUACUUUGAUGAUGACUGUCAUGCCAUUGGCCAAGAUUGGUCUUUUGUUCAACAGACCUCAUUACGUGGAGGAAGCCAAAAAGCAAAUGCUUUUGCAUGUCAAAUAUCUAGCUGACACCAAGACAGGCCUUUGGUUCCAUGGUUAUACUUUUGAAGGAAAUCAUAAUUUUGCGAAUGCCCUAUGGGCUCGUGGUAACUCAUGGAUCACCAUUGUUAUACCAGAAUUUAUUGAGCUUCUGAAUCUUCAACCGGGUGAUUUCUUGAGGGAAUUCCUACUAGAGACUCUUAACAGACAGGUUUCCAAAUUGGCUGAGCUUCAGGACAAUUCAGGAUUAUGGCACACGCUGUUAGAUGACCCAUCGUCUUACUUGGAAAGUUCUGCAAGUGCUGGUUUUGCUUAUGGAAUUUUGAAAUCUGUGAGAAAAAGAUAUAUUGAUGCUAAAUACAGAGACGUUGGCGUAAAGGCUAUCAAGGGAGUUAUCAGCCAAAUCGAUAGUGACGGUGAAUUAUUAAACACCUCCUUUGGUACUGGUAUGGGAGAUGACUUGCAAUUUUACAAGGAUAUCCCAUUGACUUCUAUGCCUUACGGACAGGCGUUAGGAAUGAUUGCUUUGGUGGAAUACUCCAAGUUGUACCUUUGA
Messenger RNA from Komagataella phaffii GS115, 1116 nucleotides. RefSeq names its product glycosyl hydrolase family 88, putative. The record is from RefSeq and is a predicted model, not a curated record. Bases 1 to 1116 code for a protein of 371 amino acids. The transcript has a single exon. Lineage: Eukaryota; Fungi; Ascomycota; Pichiomycetes; Pichiales; Pichiaceae. Gene Ontology annotation, biological process: carbohydrate metabolic process.